Gambusia affinis (western mosquitofish) is the source of this 4246-nucleotide messenger RNA. RefSeq names its product EMAP like 3 (gene eml3). The record is from RefSeq and is a predicted model, not a curated record. Lineage: Eukaryota; Metazoa; Chordata; Actinopteri; Cyprinodontiformes; Poeciliidae. Gene Ontology annotation, cellular component: mitotic spindle. Gene Ontology annotation, molecular function: microtubule binding. Gene Ontology annotation, biological process: microtubule cytoskeleton organization.
UUCAAAUCUCUUCGCUUAUGGUUAGAGAAGCUGAGAUUAUUACAGUUGGGGUGAAAGUGCCGUUGAGUAGACGUUUAAUCUUUUCUCAAAUGCCAUUAGAAUAAACAACGUGAUUUGGGUUUUUUUGUUUUGUUUUACUACAUUUUUAUAACUACCUGCUUUAGAGCUCUUAGUGAAUCCAGUUCUGUUUAGUUUCAGUGCUAAACAGGGUUUUAUUUAGAGGAGAAAAACACGUUUCCGGUGUCGCUAUCCGCGCAGAUUUGGAGAUUUACACGCUCAUUGCGUGUCUGUAUGACACUCCUCUCAGCAUGGAAAACUCACCGUAGCCUGGCGUUGACUCUACAUCCAAACAAACUGCACUUUUAAAGCUGAAACCUGCACUUCGGAUUAUGGAUUCCUCCACCAACAGUCUGGAUGAUGUGUCAGCAGACGGCAGCACUGAUUUCCCCGACCGCAGUUCCUCCAUGGAGGUGCGUCUGCAGGCGCAGGAGGAUGAGAUCACGCUGCUGAAGUCGUCGCUGGCUGACGCUCUGCGGAGAAUCCGCAUGCAUGAUCAGCUGCUCCCAUUACUGAAGCAGCAGCUGAUUGCAGUGAACCCCAGUGCUGCCCGGGUACUGAACCAGGUGUGUCACUCAGACGGCUUCACCAGCGGCAGAAAACUCUCAUCAAGUUCAGCCAACGAUGGAAUUUACCACGCUGCCACGGCCGCCAGCCAACAGUCAGAGAGCAUUGUGAGCAAUGCUAACGGCCACAUAGGAAGCAGAGUAUCUGCAGAGCAGCAAGGCAGACUGCCAUCAUUGGACAAGGCAACUCAGACUGAGCCCACCAUACUAUCGAGACACGCUCAGAGCCUCCAUCUUGAAGACGGCCUUCCUCCAAGGGAGAUUGUGCUGGACGGGUCACGAGGCAAACUCCACCGUGUCCCUGGCAUGGAGGACGAGGAAGAGGAGGACCAGGUGGAUGAAGAAGUUGGAGGGGACCAAGAAAAAGAAACAAGUUGGGCUUCGUCAGUAGAGGAGCCUAUUCAGCCAACAACGGUGAGAUCCCUUCAGAGGGAAGAAUGCCUGGAUAGAAGCUGCUCUCCGGAUGAACCGGGUUCUGCCCCGGCCUCCCUCGGCUCUGACCAAAACCUCAGCCUGCGAUCUGGACCCCUGUCCCCCAUCCAGGAAGGAGAAAAGACGCUGGUUCGUAGAAACAGCGAGAAGCUGGCGAACCCAGAGAGGCAAAGGAAGCGUCUGGACAAGAAGGCAGCGUCUUCUGCCAACCUGCUGACCCGCUCCCCCAGCCUGGAGAGCCGGGCGAAGGAGCUGAUAGCCAGUGCAGGUUCACCCGGCUCAAGAAGAGGAACUUACAGCCAAGAACAGUCAAUUAAAAUGUUCAUCCGUGGCCGACCCAUCACCAUGUACGUCCCAUCCAACAUCCAGAACUAUGACAACCUGAAGAUGGAGCUGCCUUCAGAGAGACUGGAGCUGGACUGGGUCUAUGGUUACCGGGGACGGGACUGCCGUGCUAACUUGUUCUUCCUUCCAUCUGGUGAAGCGGUUUACUUCAUUGCUUGUGUCAUUGUGCUCUAUCACAUUAAGAACCGCAUGCAGCGCCACUACCGCAAACACACCGACUCUGUCCGAUGUCUUGCUGUUCAUCCUGACAAUGUUCGAGUGGCAUCUGGACAGACAGCCGGCGUGGAUAAAGAUGGAAAGCCAAUGCAGGCAUGUGUUCAUAUAUGGGACUCUACUACCCUAGUCACGCUGCAGCAAAUAGGGCUUGGAACCUUCCAGAGGGGAGUGGGAAUGGGAUCGUUGGCAUUCUCCAUUGCUGACUCUGGAACUUUCCUUUGUGUGAUUGAUGACUCUAAUGAACACAUCCUGUCUGUGUGGGAUUGCACCAAGGGGACCAAGCACGCAGAGAUUAAGACGACCAAUGAGGCUGUGUUUACUGUGGAGUUCAACCCCAGCGACAGUAACAACAUCAUCACCUGUGGGAAAUCCCACGUCUACUUCUGGACACUCAGUGCAGGGCAGUUCACCAAGAAACAAGGCAUCUUCGGAAAAUACAAGAAGCCCAAGUUCAUCCACUGCUUUGUGUUCAGCCUAACUGGAGAUGUUCUCACCGGAGACUCUGAAGGCAACAUCCUGCCAUGGGCGAAGUCUGCUGCAGAUACCAAAACACUUGGUAAAGGGGCCAAAGAAACCUAUCAGAUUGUUCGACCAAUCAAAGCACACGAAGGCAGUGUGUUUACCCUGUGCACCCUGAAGUGUGGAGCUCUGCUCAGCGGAGGGGGAAAGGACCGCAAGAUCAUCCGCUGGAGCGCCGACCUGGCACCGGAGAGAGAGUGUGAGAUUCCAGAAAAAUUUGGGGCUGUCCGCACCGUUGCUGUUGUGGAUGAUGAGGGACUUUUGGUUGGUACAACCCGAAAUGCAAUCCUCAGAGGAUCUUUCUCUGAUGGGUUUGUUGCAAUAGUUCAGGGUCAUUUAGAUGAGAUGUGGGGUCUUGCUACUCACCCCUCACAGGACAUCUUCCUCACCUGUAGCCAUGACAAGCAGGUGUGUUUGUGGAACACAGAGGAACACAACCUGGACUGGUGUAUCAGCCUCGAGGAGUAUGGGUUGUGUGCUGAUUUCUGCCCCAGCGGAUCGGUUGUGUCUGUUGGCCUCAGCACAGGAAGGUGGGUGGUCCUCGACUUGGUAACCAAGGAGGUGAUUUCUGAAUCCACAGAUGGGAAUGAACAGCUGUCCGUCAUGAGAUAUUCACCAGACGGACGCUUUUUAGCUGUAGGCUCUCACGACAACUUCAUCUACAUCUACAGUGUGACAGAGAGUGGCCGCCGCUACAGUCGCUUCGGAAGGUGUAAUGGACACUCCAGCUUCAUAACUCACCUUGACUGGUCCAAAGACAGCUGUUACAUUGUGUCAAAUUCAGGCGACUAUGAGAUCCUCUACUGGGACAUUGCAGGAGGAUGCAAGCUGUUGAGGAACCGCUUUGAGAGCAAAGACAGAGAAUGGGCCUCUUUCACUUGUGUGCUGGGUUUCCAUGUCAUAGGUGUGUGGUUGGAGGGCUCAGACGGAACAGACAUCAACGCCCUGUGUCGCUCCCACAAUGAGAAGGUGGUGUGGAAGGUGAUUGGAAGUGGGGUGGGAGAAAGCAGGGAGACGCUGGCCUCUGCCUCCUCCACCUCCACCAGCUCUCCGGAGCCUCCAGCCAGCUAGAUGGAGCUGCUGGUGCUGCCAGUGAAGGGAAGGAAGCUGUCUGCUCACAGCCACUGAGGCUAAUCAGAGCUCAGCUUCAUUUAGCCUCUGCUGCACCACUGCCGUCAGUCUUAUGAGCACAGAGGAAUUCUCUUCAGGGGAAAAUGUUUUAAAUGUUUUAACCUCCUACCAUAACUUCAUAAAUCCAUCUGAAACUGACACAUGUAACAGAAUUUUUUGCAUUCUGAUGUGUAAGUGGUGAGGAAAGUUAGUAUGUGUGUUGAGUGGUGCAUAAUGUGACUGUUAUUUACCUUAUAGUUUCUGUGAACAUGCCUGUUUUAGUCGUGUUGAGUUUACGUGUUGCAUUAUAACAUACAGUAUGCCAUAGUGCCUAUAGAAAAGCUAUUCUAUAUUUUUGUACUUUAAACAGAAGUGACCAGUGUUGGCUGUUUCUGUGCCUUUAUGAAACAAGAUGGAAAACAACUCCUGUCAACACGAACCCUGCUUAUCUUACUAAUUCAUUCAUUUUUGUGACCUUAGAUCAGUGUACUUGAAAAUUAUUACUUGUAGUAAAUGUGUUUUUAUUUUAUUAUUUUUGUAUUGAUUAUUAAUACAAACAAAAAAUAAAAACUGAAAGUUGUGUUAUUAUUUAGUUGUCAUUAGGGGGCAGUGUUGACCCUUUUAAUGUGAGAUGUACAUUUAAAACGAAACUGCGCUUUGUUGAGAAUCUCGGUGAAAACUGAAAGUAGGUUGAAAAAAAUUUUGUAUUAAUAUUAUUCUGUAUGGAUAUAAUGGGGAAACACAAACAAUACAUUUAUUACUAGGGUUUGAUUUUUAAAAUUGAACUUCUGAUCUGGCUGAAAUUUCUUGACUUGUAAUUAGAUUUUUGUAACAGCCAAACAGAUGUAAAGCAGAUAAUAUUUCAUUUGUUAAAAGGGUUCAUCACCAUGUCUGACUGAAAUGUGUAAGAGUGUCUAUAAGUACUGAAAGUGUUGUGUUACAACUAGCAGUUUUUCUUGAAAACACAAAUAAAGUACAAAUUAUUAAAGAUGUUAAAAUCA